Messenger RNA from Prorocentrum cordatum, 1655 nucleotides. The record is from the annotation of a GenBank genome assembly. Lineage: Eukaryota; Dinophyceae; Prorocentrales; Prorocentraceae.
AUGGCGCUGCUUGGGGGCAUGGUUGAAUGGGUCGCGUUGCGCCCUCAGAACCAUCUUGGAGCCAUCUUGAGCCUUUUCGAGUCUUUUGAGGUGCUUUGGGAGGGCUUCAGGGCGGCCUCAGGAGGGCCGCGGCGCGAGUUGGCAGAGCUGUCCAACCUGGCUGCGACAAAGGACGCGUUCGUUCCCUCGACGAGCGAGGCGGUCCAGAAGUUCUGCGAGGUCCAGGCGGCCGCGUCCGUCAUGCAGCUGCAGAACAUGCGCAUGCUGUACGGGCUGAGCAUCAUCAAGAACAUCGGCGCGAUGUCCUUCAGGUGGCCCGCCGACAGCGGGGCCCCCGACGACGUCCGCUCGUACAUGGACGCGCCGACAGCUGCGCUCGUGGGAGCCCUCCUCGAGGAGUGCAAGCAGCAUGCGGCGGCCUCUUCGCAGUCGGCGAGCGCGCUCGUGGCGGCCCUCGAGACGAACCCGACGAUGACGCUGGGCGCGUUCUUCGGCCAACUCGGAGAGGAGCUUAUCAAGUGCGGCCAGGUCGUCAAGGACCACCCCUACAGCGAGCUCUCCCACAUGAAGGUCGCCUUCAUCAACGGCCACAGCAGGCUCAGCAACAAGGACCUGGAGAGUCGGAUCGCGGAGGCUGGGCUGCCGAAGGUGAACCUCACCAUGUUCCCCAACCAGAAGAUGAGCUCCCUCGAUAGCCUUUGCAACGCGGUCGUCGGGAAGGCGAAUCCGAACCACGUCUUGGCAGAGGCCUUGCGCAAUGCGGGCGAGUGCACGCAGGUGUUCGGGUCCAGGCUGAUGGACCGAGUGAGGCCGCCACCCGAGGCGACCACUGCGUUGGUGAAGGCGGUUGGCGGCGACGGCACCACUACUAAGACAGCAGGCGCGGCGAAGCCCGAGCUCGAGCCGAGCACCCCCGAGAAGCUCUGGUUGGCGGCGUUGCACGAGGAGGGCGGCGAGGAGUCCGUGCAGACAAUCCUGCACAAGAAGGUGGCUCGGCUGACCCAGCACUUCCUCGACACAUCGAUGGGCGGGCCGAGUGCCCAUGGAAACGGCUUGGACAGGAUCAGCGUCAACUUGGCCCCCACGAAGGCGGGCGGGGUCAAACUCGGCGACGUCGUGCAGACUGGGAAGGUUGCGACCCGCCUCAACAUCUGGGGCCGCGUGGUGACGGCCGACGUCGCCCAGAAUGUGAUCCGCAGCAACGUCAUGUACCUGGGCAGCUCCCACGGAUUGAGCCUCUUCGUGGACGGCACUGCCGUGCAGCAGUAUGGCAAGUCCGACUUGUGCGUCGGCUGGCUCGUGAAGCCGAUCAAGGUUCAACCGAAGACAGAGGCAGCUCCCGAGGACCCGCAGGGCGCCAAGAAGCGCAAGAAGGCGGCCAAGAAGAUCGAGGAUGAGAUCGCCACGCACGAGGUCGGGAGCUCCAAGUGGUCCACUGAGGUCUCGUUCAUGGGCCACAAGUUCACGUUCAGUUACAACGUGCCGCACUUGGACUUGAUCAUCAGGGACGGCGCCACCGACGAUACCUACGAGGACUUGCCCCUUCGCCGCCAGCUGAGCAGCUUGGACACGGACGACGACUUCUUCACCGACAUCGGCUUCGUGACCCCGCAGAAGAAGGCCAAGUUGAGGGCCACCGAGGCUUUUGCCUCCAG